Molecule: messenger RNA, 959 nt
Organism: Benincasa hispida (wax gourd)
Lineage: Eukaryota; Viridiplantae; Streptophyta; Magnoliopsida; Cucurbitales; Cucurbitaceae
Product: large ribosomal subunit protein uL24c
Biological process (GO): translation
Cellular component (GO): ribosome
Molecular function (GO): structural constituent of ribosome; RNA binding
Source: RefSeq, a predicted model, not a curated record
CCUCAAAGAUUCGGGAUACGUCGUCGUUUAGACGAGAGCUGCAUCUCUUUCUAUCCGCGUUCGCUAUUUUGCAGUCUGCAAUUGCUUAUCCAUUUGUGGAGCUCCCCAAUACUUCUCAGAGACAAGCCUGCACCAGCAAAAAUGGCAGCCAUGGCUGCGCUUCAGAGCUCUAUGACCGCUCUUUCCCUCUCUUCCAAUUCCUUCCUCGGCCAACGCCUUCCACCGCCCACAAUUUACGCUGCUCCCGUAACGUCAAAAGAGAAGCCAUGUCUCAUAGUAAUGAGGCUUAAAAGAUGGGAGCGGAAGGAAUGUAAGCCAAACAGCCUUCCAGUAUUACACAAAAUGCAUGUCAAGGUUGGAGACACAGUGAAAGUUAUAGCUGGUCGUGAUAAGGGAAAAAUUGGAGAAAUCACUAAAAUUUUUAAACAUAAUAGCAAAGUGAUAGUGAACGAAAUAAAUCUGAAGACAAAGCAUGUAAAGAGCAGAGAGGAGGAAGAACAAGGACAGAUUAUUAAGAUCGAAGCACCAAUCCACAGCUCCAAUGUGAUGCUUUACUCGAAAGAACAGAAUGUAGCAAGUCGGGUCGGUCACAAAACACUUGAAAAUGGAAAACGAGUACGUUACCUCAUAAAAACUGGGGAAAUAAUUGACAGCGUUGAAAAUUGGAAGAAAUUGAAGGAAGAGAACAGCAAAACUGAAGUGGCUACAACUGCCUAAGAAUCGUUUUUCAACUGUACGUACCACUGAUGUAGUUAUGUAUCUCGCAGGGUAUUUCAGUAGCCCAUUGUCCCUUUUUUAGCAAAUAUUUUUGUUGCGGUCUUUUUGUUCAUUGAUGCAUAGUAAAGUGAUAUUAAUUUGGUAGUUUAUUGUUUUAUCUAUAAUCUAUAACCUAGUGAGACAUAUAUAUCCUCAAUUAUUCGAAUCUACACAUAAAAAAGGUGUGAGCAACUUUUAAUUCC